Molecule: messenger RNA, 983 nt
Organism: Eurypyga helias (sunbittern)
Lineage: Eukaryota; Metazoa; Chordata; Aves; Eurypygiformes; Eurypygidae
Gene: SURF6
Product: surfeit 6
Exons: 3
Biological process (GO): ribosomal large subunit biogenesis; ribosomal small subunit biogenesis
Cellular component (GO): nucleolus
Molecular function (GO): RNA binding; DNA binding
Source: RefSeq, a predicted model, not a curated record
UGUCUCAGCCAGGCCAGCCCGGGGAUGCUGGCAGGCAGCCCAAGAAAAAGAAGAGAAAGAAACCCAGGAAGCAGGCUGAGAAGACGAAUGCUCCUUCAGUCAAACAGGUGGUGCCUAAUGCCAAUAAACCAAAUCCAGGAAAGAAAGCAGCCCCUCAAGCCACCAAAUCGCCCCCGAAGGGUGUUACACAGAGCGAAAAUGAGAGUUUGGUUACAGGGAGCAAAAGCGAACUUGGUUCCCCGUCUUUUUCCGCAAUGAAUCUCUUGCGUCAGAGACUACAUGAGAAGAUCAAAAAAGCUUCUGGACAAGAUGCUGCUGAAGAAUUGCCCCCUGCAGUCCUGGAGAAGAGGCAGCGAAGGAAGUAUGAGAGGGAGAGAAAGAAGCGCCGAAGAAAGGAGUUGAAGAUGAAGGCAAAAAUAAUGGUGAAGAAGGAAACUGAGGAGGCGCCGGUAGAGCCGGAAAGCAAGCAGGAGGAGAGCACAGCUGAGAUAGUCUUUAACACGGUCAAAGUCCAUGAAGAGAACGAGUUGAGCAAGAUCGAGAAGAAGAAGGAGAAGAGGAAAGCAGUGAAGGGCAAUAUCACGCCUCUGAUGGGCAGAAACUACAAGCAGCUGCUGAGCAGGCUGGAAACCAGGAAGAGCAGGCUGGAGGAACUCAAGGAUAAGGACCAGAACAAAGCUCAGGAGCUGGAGAAGAAGAUGAAAUGGACCAAUGCUCUCUACAAGGCGGAGGGCGUGAGGAUUCGUGAUGACGAGGAGCGCCUGAAAGAAGCUCUGAAGCGCAAGGAGAAGCGGAAGGCGCAGCGCCAGAGGCAGUGGGAGAAGCGGACAGAAAAAGUGGUGGAGAAGAUGCAGCAGCGGCAGGAGAAGCGUCGCAAGAACAUUCAGAAGAAGAAGAAGGAUCGGGUGGAGAAGAAGAAGGCCAGGGCCCGGAAGAAAGGCCGUGUUCUGCCCGAGGACUUGAGGAAAGCUGGCGUGAAGUGA